CACAGGCGCCGUAUCACAUUAAAACAGCGCUUCCAUCCGCACCUUUACCACAAGGCUGGAGGUAACUAGGAUAGGUAUUAAAUCUCACCGCUACGAACUUCACAUCCUUCCAGCUUCGUCCCGUGGCGUUUCCUCCUAGAUUUUUCCACCCGCCAACCAAAUUUCAGCAAUCAUGUCCAAGACCACACUCCUCCGAAAGGCUUCCUUGGUUGGUUACCCCGACAACACCACCUAUUCCGUACUGGUCAAGGAUGGCAAGGUCGCUGCUAUCCGAGAGACUGGUGCUGGGGACAUUGAGAAGGCCGACGAAACCAUUGAUAUGAGGGAGCUCGACUCCCACUGGGUUAGCCCUAGUUUGAUUGAUUGGCACACACACACCAAGUUGAACGCGUUGCAUAAUCAUCGUCUCGAUCUGCAAACAGCCAAGACUGCACAAGAAGUCUUGGACCGAGUAGUUGUUGCCAUCAAAGACCCCAAAUACGAGCCCAAGUACGACACCAACUUUUGCGGUAUCAACUUGCGGAACGCUGAGUGGCCAGACCCCGAGAAGCUCACUCGACUUUCUUUGGACAACAUAUCUACUGAGCGACCUAUUUUCCUCUUCUUCAAUGGUUACCAUUCCAUCUGCGCCAACUCUCUCGGUUUGAAAUUGGGUGGUUACGUGCCCGAGGGUCAUAAUGGGUAUCUUUAUGAGGGAGAAGCUUUCGAGUUGUCACGAGUGAUUGGGAAUGUGGAUGUGGAAGCUAUCGACAAGUGGAUCAUGGACGAGGCAAAGUACGCUGCCACUCUCGGUGUUACCGAGAUUGUCGACCUGGAAUGGGAACUAAACAUCCCCAACUGGCAGCGGCGAUACAAAAAGGGAUUUAGGACACUCCGAGUUCACGUUGGCAUGUACACUGAGCACUUGCCCUACUCUAUUGAGCGAGGAUGGAAAUCUGGCGACGACGUUCCCGAGACCAACGGCCUUAUCAAAGUCGGGCCGUUUAAGAUCGUCACCGACGGCUCUCUCGGUUCUCAAACUGCAUUCUGCCACGAACCUUACCCCGGCUCUACCGACAACUACGGUAUGCUCGCAUACAAGCCCGAGGCAUUGAGUGAACUGAUCAGAAGGGGCACCGACAACGGCUUCAAGCUCGCUAUUCACGCUAUCGGUGAUCACGCCAAUCAGCUCACCCUUCAAACCCUCGCCAAGGCUGAGAAGAAAGUACUUCCAGGCUCUACCAUCGAGCACGCCCAACUGCUCAGCUUUGAAGACCUACCUCUCUUCCGUUCCCUCAAUGUAAUCGCUUCUAUUCAACCUUGUCAUCUUGUCGAUGACCGAGACCUCUGCCACAAGUUCUGGCCUGGGCGAGAACACCGUGCUUACCCCUUCCGAUGGCUUGUGGAUGCUGGUGUCCCUAUCAAACUCGGUAGUGACUGCCCUGUCGCCCCUCUCCAGCCUUGGGAAGCUAUUGCCGUCGCCAUGACUCGAGCUGCUGAGGGCGACGAGCACAACCCCUUCUGCAAGGAGCAAAUCAUUGAUCUUGAAGUCGCUUGGCAGGCGUCCACCUCUAACGGCAAACCCAAGCUCGAAGUUGGGGACCGUGCCGAUCUCUGUAUUCUUAGCGCAAACCCUCUCAACUGCGAUGCAGCGGGCAUCAGGGCGAUGAAGGUGAAGGGUACCAUGUUGGGAGGUGACUGGACUCACAAGGCUUUCUAAAUUCUCGUGUAUUGGGUAUUAACUGUCAUAUUGUAAAGGGCAUGCAGCAUAGAAUUGGAU
Molecule: messenger RNA, 1759 nt
Organism: Cryptococcus deneoformans JEC21
Lineage: Eukaryota; Fungi; Basidiomycota; Tremellomycetes; Tremellales; Cryptococcaceae
Exons: 4
Coding region: 173-1699 (508 amino acids)
Molecular function (GO): hydrolase activity, acting on carbon-nitrogen (but not peptide) bonds
Source: RefSeq, a predicted model, not a curated record